AUGAAUCAGCGUCCUUCUAGUCGUCCAAAAGCUUCCUUGUAUGUUGGAGACAUACACCAACAUGUUACCGAGGCAAUGCUCUACAACCACUUCAGUCCCGCCGGGACCAUCCACUCUAUCCGCGUCUGCAGAGACAGGGUCAACAAGCGCUCUCUGGGUUAUGCCUAUGUCAACUUCAAGAGGUCAGUGGAUGCCGAGCACGCCUUAGAUUUCUUGAAUUUUAAACUGACUGAUGGCUCUCCGAUUCGUGUAACUUGGGCCCACCAGCGCGACCCGACCCUGACAAAGAGCGGUGUGGGUAAAGUCUUUAUUAAGAACCUGGACACGUCAAUAGAUAACGAAAAUCUAUACGACACCUUCUCUGGCUUCGGCAAAAUCUUGUCGAGCAAGAUUGCAUGUGGUAACAAUGGCUCAAAGGGCUAUGGUUUUGUUCAAUUUGAGACCGCGGAGGCUGCCGAGAAAUCUAUAGAAAGAUUGGACGGUAUGCUGUUUAAUGACAGAAAAGCAUUUGUGGGCCGCUUCAAAUCUCGCAAGGAGCGCCAAGCUGAGCGCUUUGGUUCAUGCGCAAAGUUCACCAAUAUCUACAUCAAGAACUUUGGACAGGAUGUGGAUGAGCAGAAGCUGACAGAGGUGUUCAGCAAGUAUGGAAAGAUCACGAGCGUCUGUGUCAUGAAGGAUGAGAAUGGCAAGUCCCGAGGGUUCGGCUUUGUGAACUUUGAGAGGCACGAGGAUGCGCAAAAAGCUGUGGAUGACAUGAAAGGAAUGCAAAUUAGCGGCAAGCUGAUCUAUGUUGGCCGCGCCCAGAAGAGGUUAGAGCGUCAGUCCAAGCUCAAGCGUUGGUUCCAGCAGAACCAGGCUCGCAUGACAUGCCCUUCUAAGCAGCUGCAGCACAUGAGUGCCCAGAUCCACUCCAAGACCAAAGCCCAGGUCAAGGUCCAGACCCUGACCCAGGAAAAUGCCCAGGUCGAGACCCAGCCUAAGGUCCAGACCCUGGCUCAGGCUAAUGUCCAGACCCAGCUUCAGGCCCAGAUCCAGACCGGGACCCAGGUCCUGACCCAUGACUUCACCCUGGCUUUGGUGUCUAUGCAGCAGGUGUAA
This is a messenger RNA of Osmerus eperlanus (European smelt), 1098 nucleotides long. RefSeq names its product polyadenylate-binding protein 1-like. The transcript is spliced from 3 exons. Gene Ontology annotation, molecular function: mRNA 3'-UTR binding; poly(U) RNA binding; poly(A) binding. The record is from RefSeq and is a predicted model, not a curated record. Bases 1 to 1098 code for a protein of 365 amino acids. Lineage: Eukaryota; Metazoa; Chordata; Actinopteri; Osmeriformes; Osmeridae. Gene Ontology annotation, cellular component: nucleus; ribonucleoprotein complex; cytosol.